Messenger RNA from Salvia splendens (bonfire salvia), 2593 nucleotides. RefSeq names its product zinc finger CCCH domain-containing protein 53-like. Gene Ontology annotation, molecular function: metal ion binding; RNA binding. The transcript is spliced from 11 exons. The coding region runs from base 343 to 2094 and encodes 583 amino acids. The record is from RefSeq and is a predicted model, not a curated record. NCBI's taxonomy places the organism in Eukaryota, Viridiplantae, Streptophyta, Magnoliopsida, Lamiales, Lamiaceae.
CAUCUUCUGUUGUUGCUGUCAAACUGCAGCUAAAAAUUCUGCAGGGCUGGCAGCUGCAUAGAAAGAAGGUGCUGCUUUGGCUUUUGUAGCAACUUCCAUUGCUAACAAACAUAUGUUGAGUCUUGAGAGAAAAAGGAAAAGAAAAUUUUCUAGAGAGGGAGAGAGAUUGAUGUUAUGGUCUCCCAUCUGAAAACCACUACCAUCUUCUUCACUUGAACCGAAGCAAGUUGCGAAUGAAGUGAACUUACUCCUUCUACUCUACUACAGCUGUGGUAGGUGUGGCCGUGGAAACAAGAAAAGGAGAGAAUAGAUGGUUUGGAGUGGAAUCUUGAGUAGCAAAACAUGGAUGCAUACGAAGCAACAAAGAUUGUUUUCCAAAGGAUCCAAAAUUUGGACCCUCAAAACGCUUCCAAAAUCAUGGGGUUUCUCCUGAUCCAAGAUCAUGGUGAGAAAGAGAUGAUCCGCCUCGCCUUUGGCCCAGAAUCCCUUAUCCAAACUGUAAUCAUCCAAGCCAAGAAAGACCUCAAUUUGAACACACCUUCAACUCCUUCAAGUCCAUCUCCAUCCUCACCCUUCACCAACCCACUUUCUCUCUCUAGACAAAACUCCACCUCAAGAAUGAUUGGCGGCGUAAACCUCCCCUCCCCUCUCAGUAUCACUAACCACUCCUCUUCUUGGACUAACUCCAGCAACUUCUCCGACGACUUGAUCAGUCCUACCACCUACAAUGGCAGCUCGCCGCCGUCGACGAUGAACUCCGCCGCAGCGCCAUUUUACGUCGGAGCUGAGGUUGACUUGAUUGACGAGCUCCAUCUCCAAGAUCAGCUCUCCUUCUUCAACGACGCCCCGCCCCACCGCCGGAGCUGCUCCGUCAGCGAUAUCUGCUUGCAGACGGAUGAUUUGGGCGGGGGAUUUGGGUGGAAGCCUUGCUUGUUCUACGCUAGAGGCUUUUGCAAGAACGGGACGAGCUGCCGCUUCCUCCACGGCGAGGGGGAGAUGAUGGAGCCCCUCAAUUUCCCUUUCUCACCUAACCGCUGCAUCAAUUUUCAGCAACCUGAUAGUCCACGAUCUCUGGUGAUGGGUGAUGGGAUGCACAAAUUCGGGCGGGGGCGGGGCGAGUUUGCGAUGAAUCCGGGGUCGAGGCAGAUUUACUUGACCUUCCCUGCUGAUAGCACGUUCAAGGAGGAGGAUGUGUCCAUUUAUUUUAGUAAUUUCGGGCCGGUUCAAGAUGUAAGGAUCCCUUAUCAGCAGAAGAGGAUGUUUGGUUUCGUCACAUUCGACUUCCCGGAGACUGUGAAGCUCAUUCUCGCAAAGGGCAAUCCUCAUUUCGUCUGCGAUGCCAGGGUGCUGGUCAAGCCCUACAAAGAAAAGGGAAAGAUCCCGGACAAGCAUAGGAAACAACAGCAACAGAUGGAAAGAGGGGAAUUCCCCGGCUGCAACAGCCCUGAGUCAAGAGAUCCUUACGAUCUUCACCUUGGGGCAAGAAUGCUGUACAACACUCAGGAUUUGUUGUGGAGGAGGAAAUUGGAGGAGCAAGCUGAUCUGCAGCAAGCGAUUGAGCUGCAGAACAGGCGGCUCAUGGGUCUUCAGCUUCUCGAUGUCAAGAGAAAUAGCCACCACCGCACGCUCUCUAGUGGCGCUGUUAUAUCCUCUCCCAUGACCUUCUCCCCGACGUUCUUCAGUCGCACCAGCCCUGAAGUCAAAGAAGAAAAUGGCUCGAUUGGAUCCUAUGCUGCUGCUUCCAAUCGUGAGGCGCAUUUGGCUACAAAUGCGAAUGCAAAUGCAAAGGAGGAAAGUGAGCCAAGCAUUGGCAACAAUAACUCCCCCAAACAAAGUGAAUAUUUACAAGAAAGCUUGGAGCACAACCUUCCCGAAAGCCCCUUUGCUUCCCCGAAGGCGGGUGGAGACAUGGCCACAGCCUUCUCCAACCACAAGAUGGAAGCGGAAAAGGUCUCCGCGCCAUCCACUAACAAUGAUUUGAUCACCAGCCCGUCGUUGUUCCCUGCCUCCGCUUCAUUAGACAUAGCUCCUUUUAAAUCAUGUUACUUCCAAGUUCCUAGGUUUGCCUCAGGUCACGAGACUGUUGGAAUGUAGCCCUAGAUCCCUUUUUGGCCUUCCUAACAACCCUUAAUGAAAAGGCCGACGAUUGAAACAUGUAGUCCACCACAACCGCAGGAGCCACGACAACCACCUCUACCUCGACGCAAUUAAUGUCACACACCAGAAGCAGGAUUAGUGUCCAAUACCAUACUAGUUACUACCAUACAAGUUGCAUACAUAAAAAAGGCAGUAAAGAAGAGUGGGUCAGCCAUCGAUUUUCUCUCACUCCUUGUACUGUUUAUCUCCUUUCACAUCUGUAGUUGAAAUUUGUUGGACCACAGGUUUAAACAAGAAAAUAGUGAAUAGUAAAAAAAAGAAAAAUCAAACAUGUCAGUCAUCAGGGGCUGUAAUUUUCAUUGAUGCCUUGCCCAGUAAUUUUAUUAGGUAACAAUGUGAAAGAAAAGGCACUGUUUGCCUUGUGAUAUCACUGUAAUAUCAUUGUACUAAUACCAUGUAUAUUAUGAGAAAGGUAAAGGAAUGAACAUUUAGUAAA